Molecule: messenger RNA, 4090 nt
Organism: Antechinus flavipes (yellow-footed antechinus)
Lineage: Eukaryota; Metazoa; Chordata; Mammalia; Dasyuromorphia; Dasyuridae
Gene: SCAMP1
Product: secretory carrier membrane protein 1
Exons: 10
Coding region: 206-1243 (345 amino acids)
Biological process (GO): protein transport
Cellular component (GO): trans-Golgi network membrane; recycling endosome membrane
Source: RefSeq, a predicted model, not a curated record
UUCUCAUUUGGUUGUCCUUGACAAUGUAUUUUGUACUUCUAGUUCAAGAAUUUCAACUUUACAGAUACUGUGUUAACCCUUUUGUAAGGCAUCACCAUCUCCUCUGAAAAUGAAGACCAGUUAAUGAAAGAGUUGAAUUCGUCUUUGAAAAAGGUCAUAUCAUCCCAUAAUGUAUGAACAGUAGCAGCAGUAAUAACUCUUCUGGAUGAACCCAGUGAGAGACAUGUCCCUUUACAUUUCUGACUCAUUUGUGAAUCCAGACCUCAGCAAUCCCUUUGAGGAUCCAUCAGUUACACAGGUGACAAGAAAUAUGCCACCAGGACUUGAUGAAUAUAAUCCAUUUUCUGAUUCUAGAACGGCACCACCAGGAAAUGUGAAAAUGCCUAAUGUACCUAGUACACAACCAGCAAUAAUGAAACCAACAGAAGAACCCUCAGCUUAUACACAAAUUGCAAAGGAACAUGCAUUGGCCCAAGCUGAACUGCUUAAGCGCCAGGAAGAGCUAGAAAGAAAAGCAGCAGAAUUAGAUCGCCGGGAAAGAGAAAUGCAGAGCCUCAAUCAACAUGGUGGCAGAAAAAAUAAUUGGCCACCUCUUCCUGGUAAUUUUCCAGUGGGACCUUGUUUCUAUCAGGAUUUUUCUGUUGACAUCCCUGUAGAAUUUCAGAAGACAGUAAAGAUUAUGUACUACUUGUGGAUGUUCCAUGCUGUAACACUGUUCCUAAAUAUCUUUGGAUGCCUGGCUUGGUUUUGUGUUGAGCCUGGACGAGGAGUUGAUUUUGGAUUGAGUAUCCUCUGGUUCAUGCUUUUUACUCCUUGUUCGUUUGUCUGUUGGUACAGACCACUUUAUGGAGCUUUCAGGAGCGACAGUUCCUUCAGAUUCUUUGUAUUCUUCUUUGUGUAUAUUUGUCAGUUUGCUGUACAUGUACUUCAGGCUGCUGGAUUUCAGAGCUGGGGCAAUUGUGGUUGGAUUUCAUCUUUAACUGGCCUCAAUAAAAGUAUUCCUGUUGGAAUUAUGAUGAUGAUCAUAGCAGCACUUUUCACAGCAUCUGCAGUCAUCUCUCUAGUUAUGUUUAAAAAGGUGCAUGGACUAUACCGUACAACAGGUGCUAGUUUUGAGAAGGCCCAGCAAGAGUUUGCAACAGGUGUGAUGUCUAAUAAAACCGUACAGACAGCAGCCGCAAAUGCAGCUUCAACAGCAGCAACAAGUGCAGCCCAAAAUGCGUUCAAGGGUAACCAGAUUUAGAAAUAUCUCCAGACAACAAUGCACUGUUACCUUUUGACUGUACUUUUUCUCAAGUUACUGUAUUAUUCUAUGAAGAUUUUUAUGUUUGAAAUACACACUAUCCACAGCAUGUAUGUUUCUUGUUCACCUGUGCAUGGGCAAAAACCAGGAAAAGUUCUUUGUUUUAAAUCCUUAACUUUUUUUUUCUUGAACAAUAUUUCAGUACCCCUCACAAAGAAAAAGGUUAUACUAUAUGAUAAAUAAAUAUUCUCCAUAUUUUCUGGGGGAUGAAUGUUUCAAUGACUUACUUCAGUGAUGGAACACUGAAAUUACUAUGGUACUUAUGAUUAAAAAUACAUUUAGGUUUUAGCUACAGUAAUUCUUUUGAGAAUCUUUCAUUAGAUAUGAGGAACAUUUAGGAGCAAGUGCAUUGAUUUUUCAUUCUUGUCUCCCUGUUUGUACAAAAGAAAUAGGGUAGGCUGAGAGUUUCAGAAUUUCAAUUUGGCUUGCUGGUGUGGAAACUUUAAAAAUUGAAGAUGAUGGGCCUGUGUGCAUUCACUAAAAACUGAUGUAAAUUUCAUUUUAUUUUUUAUUUUUAAAGUAGUAGUUCUUUUGAUAUCAACUUAUAAGCUUGCAUGAGUACUGUUGAGUUAUUUAAUAAAUUAUUAUUUUGGUUCAGCAUCAAUCUGUACCAUUUAUGAUUACAGGAUUUGGUGGAAUGUUUUUACAAUCAUAAAAAUGUUUUAAAUAGAGUAUUAUACUCAAAUAAAAGUUGAUUUGGGGGUUCAGUUAUUCUAACAGUAGAAUAUGCAAUGCAUUGUACAGUUGAGUUAAAAGAAAAAGAAACUGAUGGAAUAGAAUUAAGUGAUUAUAUUUGCUCUUUAAAAAAAAAUUCAGUAUUCAUGUCUUAGAGAAAAUGCCGUUAAAGAAAAGAUGUUUUCUUAUUUCUUGACAUACUCUUGUGGUUAGUCUUUUCUACCCUUAUUUGGAGGGAAAUUUUGGUUGUAUUUAGGACUUAAAUUUGCGUGUGUAAUUUGUGUUUUAACAAUGAAAACUGUAAUUUUAACAUUGUAUUUACUUUCUUACCUUUACAAAUCAGGUUGCCCUUUGUCCCUAAAUAUAAAUAUACAGUGUUUUAACUUAUUUUUUCUUCUGUUAUUGUCACUGCUAAUGAUUUUUUAAGCUGAUGCUUCACACAUACUUGAAUUCCUUUUAUUGCACUUCAAUCUUUGGGGUUUGAGACAAAUCAAGUGAAUUAUUUAAAUUCUGCAAAUAGCAAGACUACUUCCAAGUGGAAGUAAGUAGUAAAAUUCAAACAUUCAAAUAUUCAGCUUAUACUGAGAAAGGAAAUGAAAAUAAAGCUAAGUGUAUUAAUUGUGUAGGUUAUACUACUCACUUGCCUCCAUGCUCUGUAGAAGUUUUCGUUGUAUAAUGUUUGGCUUUACAUCUUUCCAAGUCAUCUUUUAAAGCCAUGGAGGUCCUUGAGCAGUUUUUAAGGAGAAAUAAUACAUUUAUAGAGAACAGCAUAUAUUAACCUGAUUUUAAGGAGAUUUAUAUGUAGGGAGUAUAAUGUUUGAGCAUAAAGCAAAAGCCUUAUUUUUCAAAAAUUCAUAUCCAACACCAAUGAAUAAAUACUUUAAAAAGAUUCCCCCUCAUACUUUCUAUACUAUAAAGGUAAAUAAAAUACUGGAUAUACUUAGUGACCUGACUGAUCUUAAGAAUCAUUGUAUAAAUAACUUGGCCAAGGAAUGUGGAUCUAGUUAAAUGACGCUCUGUUAAGUUUAUUUGGGACUAUGACAAAUCUGUGUACUUGGAAUACAUUUCUACAUUAUCUUUAGGAAAAUCUAGUUCCUAUUAUAAAGUUUAAAGCUAUUUUUCUCAUAAAAUAAUUUUCUUCAGUAAUAAUUUCUGCACAAGCUAUAAAAUAAACGUUGCAAAUGAAAUCUUUCAGAUCAGUUCUUCCUGCUGCUAAGAGGUAUCAGAGUAUUUAAUGAAUAUUUAAUGUUUUAUUGUAAUAAUUUUAUAUUCGUUAAAAACACAUUGACUAAUAAAUGUCACAAGCGCAUUCAUUCAUAGUCAUCACCUCAUAUUCCAAAUCAAUUUUGGUGUUUCAUUAAACUACAGAUAAAAAUUUAUUUUGGGGAGGAUAUUUAAAAUUUUAAAAGAAGAUUAGAUUAAUUAUUGUUUCUUUUGGAAUGGAAAUGUUUUCACAUCCCCCAAAGGGCAGUGUUCAAAUUAGCAUUAUGAAGUGUAAAAGGAUUCCUAAAAUCCUUGGGUCCUUUUUUUGUGUAGGGGAGGGGUGGGGAAAUGUUUUGAAAUUGAUUUGUUUGGAUACUCUUGUUACAAAUUCGUGUCUACAAUUGUAUUGUUUUUUAAAGAGAAAAUUUGUGUUAAAAUAAUGGUGUGAUGUCCAUAGCCAGGUGUGAAAGAGGUUUUACAGGAAUUACUUUUCUCUGGUCAGUAAAAGAAAAAGUUCAUGUGUUCACUUUGAAAGCCAGGGCUAUUUGUUAAAAUGUUUUAUACUUUAUCCUAAGAUUUCCAGGUAUUUCCAGUCACAGAGCAAUUUUAAAACCCAUUUAAUUUUUGUUUUCUAGUAAUAAAUUGUGGCUAAUUUAUUUCAAAGUAAAGUUUGAACACUGGAAGUCAUUGCUUAGUGGUCUGUAAUUUAGGAUUUGGAGUAUUUAUCUAAGGAAUGUUUGUAUAUUUUGUAAAUGACUAAUGAUGCUUUGCUAUCAUGGUGACUGUCUUGGUUCUAUAUAAAUGCCCUUCUCAUCUGUCCCUCUGAUGUUGCAUGUUUUGAGUAGUUUGAAAGUUUUGUAUAUUUAUUGUAUUAAUAGAGUGUCAUAAAAUAAAAUACUGUUUACUGGA